AUGCUGGUGCCCGCGGAGGUGCCGGGCGCCGCGCAGGCCCGAGCGCUGCACCAGGUCAACAAGUACGCCAGCGAGCGUGUUGCCGCGCGCCGCGCCGCCGUGGCCAAGAGCCUGCGGGAGGUGGUGAAGGUGGUGCAGGAGGUGCUGAAGGAGGUGGAGGUGCAGGAGCCGCGGGUCAUCUCCUCCCUGGCGGAGGUCAACGGCCGCUUUGAGGGCUUCACGGUGCUCUCGCCCACCGAGUUCGAAGCGGUGCUCUACCUCAACCAGAUGGGCGAGUUCAACUUCGUGGACGACGGGUCCAUCCCAGGCAGUGCCGUGCUCAAGCUCAGCGACGGUCGCAAGCGGUCCAUGUCCCUGUGGGUGGAGUUCAUCACCGCCUCCGGGUACCUCUCGGCCCGCAAGAUGCGCUCCCGCCUGCACACGCUGGUGGCGCAGAGCGUGGACAAGUGUGCGCACCGCGACGCCGUGCGCAUGGUGGGCGACACCAGCGAGGUGCGGCUGCGGGUGCGGGACCGCUACGUGGUGCAGAUCACGCCCGCCUUCAAGUGCUCGGGCGUGUGGCCGCGCUCCGCCGCCCACUGGCCGGCGCCGCACGCCCCUUGGCCGCCGCCCAGCCUGGUGGCGGAGGUCAAGACGGAGGGCUUCGACCUGCUGAGCAAGGAGCCACCUGCCGCCGGGGGGCGCGCUGCGGGGGGCCUGGAAAGCGACGCGUGGGCGCUGUCGUUCGCCGACGCGGAGAACAGGCUGCUGUACGGCGCGGCGCGGCGGCGCGGCCUGGCCAUCCUCAAGACGCUGCGGGACCGCCACCUGGACCUGCCCGGGGAGCCCGUGCCCGCCUACGCCGUCAAGACGCUGCUGCUCUACGAGUGCGAGAAGCACCCGCGGGAGUGCGAGUGGGAGGAGGGCGUGCUGGGGGACCGGCUGGUGGGCGUGCUGCUGCAGCUCAUCACGUGCCUGCAGUGCCGCCGCUGCCCCCACUACUUCCUGCCCGCCAUCAACCUGCUCAGGGGAGCCUCGCCCCCCGCCCUCGAGGCCGCCGCCAAGCAGGCCUGGCGCCUCACGCGGGAGCUGCUCACCAACCCCCGCAGCCUCGAGAAGCUCUGAAGACCGCCCCGCCCCCGCUGCUGCCCCGCCCCGCCUCGCCCCACCCGCCCCGGCACCCUCACCACAUCAUUGUCAUUACUAUUAUUUAUGGCGCCGCCGCCGCGCCGCCGUGUUUAGCUGUGAUAUCCUGAGUUGUGUGCGUCGGGACGUGUACAUAGCGUGUGCGUGUGUGCGCCGCGUGCGUGCGUGUGUGCGUGCGUGCCGGCGCGUGGCCGCUGGGGGUGUGUAGGCGCGUGGGUGGCCCGCCCGCGCCGCGCCCACCCACGCCUUUGUCUGGCGGGCAGUGAGCCUGAGUGUGACCCCGCGACCCUCCCUUUGUAGCCCACACCGACGCCCCGUGUAGCCCAACACUCAGCCUUUGUAGCCCAACGCUGACUAUAACGCCGUACAGGACCCCAGACCCUACCUUUGUAGCCCAAGUGUAAGCUAUCCUCCCUUUGUAGCCCAAUUGUGACUCGCUCCGCAGCCCAAACACGACUCAGGCUCUUCCCUUUGUAGCCCAAGACACCCUUCCUAGCCCAAGCCUCCCUAGACCAAAAUAGCACUAGUUCAAAAAUAGCCCAACCUUCCCGGUGUAGCCAAAAACAGCCCAACGCCCACCCUUUAGCGGUAAAAAUAGCCCAAGUUCCCCUUUCUAUAUGUAAUCACGAGGUUAGUAAUGAUAAAAUAAUAAUAAUAAAUAACAAAAAAAAUAAGUAAUUGUUUCCAUUAAAUGUUCCGAAAUCUUUAGUCCGCUUUCCCUCCCUUUCCUUCCUCCCUCUCUCCCUUCUUCCUCCCCCCUCCCUUUACUGCCCUAUGUAGUGUGUGAAGGUGACUUGUAUUGAUAAAGAGGAAAUGAAAGAAAAUGAUAGAAAGGAAAAUGCGAAUAAGACGCUGAUUAGAGAGAAAAAGAUGGUGAAUUUAACGAGGAUGAGGAGAGAGAGAAUUUAAAUGAAUAUGAAUUAAGAGGGAAGAUGUAAAUUAAAGAGAAAUGAAAAGUGGAAAUGAAGGUGAAAAGUAAUAAGAGGAAUAUGAGGAUGAAUAAGUAUGGGAAGAAGAGAAAGGUGAAUGAAUUAAAUUUAAAGAAACUGAAGGUAUGAUGAGAAGUGUCGAAAACAAGAAAAAUGGUGAGAUGAAUAUGAAGUGAUGAUGAAAACGAAUAUGAUGAAAAAUAAUUACAAUGAAGAAAGUGAAUAUAACGAAUCUGAAUGUGAAAAUUAAGGUGAAGAAGAGAGAAGAUGAAUAUUAAAUGAAAAUGUAACUGAAAAUCAAACUUGGAUAUAAUGAAAAUGAAUGAAAAUGUGCAAAUACGAUGAUGACAUGACAAUGAAUAUGACUCAAUAAGGAACAUGAAUACAAUAAACAGACAAUGCAGAAAAUGAGCGUAGUGAAAAUAAUGAACAAAUAAACGAAUAUGAUGAAAAUGAGUAAACAGUCAGUGGCUAUUGUACUUAAGAAGAGACGAACAUGAACUGAUUAUAUUAUUGAUGAAAAUGACUCACUCUCGUGUGUACUUAAGGACGUGAAUGUGACCUGGCGUGUGAAUUUUACCUGUGACAUUUUUUUUAAUUAAGUGAAGGUGUGUUAUAAACUUUCACCUUUUACCUGUCCUUCCCUUACCUUCGCUUACCUGUCCCUCCCUCCCUAUACAGUCUGUUAUUUUAUCUAUCUUUACCUUCCAGUCUUCCUACCUUAUGUUACUUUUCCUCCCUUUCUCCCUUUCUUCAGUUGCUUACCUCACUCCCUCCCUCCCUCCCUCCUCGACCUUCUCCACCAUAUUAAAUUUCUUCUUUAACUUCCUUCAUUUUUUUCUUUCUUCCUUUUUUUCAUUUAUUUUUCCCUUGCAGUUUUCCCUUCCUUCCUUUCCUUUCUUAUCCACCUAUCUAUAUCUAUCUAUCUAACUACCUACUUAUCAAUCUGUCUACCUCUAUCUACUUCCUUCCUUCCUUCCCUUCCUUCCCUCCUUCACUAUACCUACACUAAGUCAACGCGUUAUAUACAUUAUUUAUUGUGUCGUCUUGUAAGAGUUGUCAAAUACAGGAUUAAGUCGUGAACAGC
This is a messenger RNA of Eriocheir sinensis (Chinese mitten crab), 3141 nucleotides long. RefSeq names its product protein mab-21-like 2. Bases 1 to 1104 code for a protein of 367 amino acids. NCBI's taxonomy places the organism in Eukaryota, Metazoa, Arthropoda, Malacostraca, Decapoda, Varunidae. The record is from RefSeq and is a predicted model, not a curated record. The transcript has a single exon.